This is a messenger RNA of Hippoglossus stenolepis (Pacific halibut), 6111 nucleotides long. It is a transcript of the gene rab40c, whose product is annotated as RAB40c, member RAS oncogene family. Lineage: Eukaryota; Metazoa; Chordata; Actinopteri; Pleuronectiformes; Pleuronectidae. Gene Ontology annotation, cellular component: endosome; plasma membrane; synaptic vesicle. The transcript has 6 exons. Gene Ontology annotation, biological process: protein localization to plasma membrane; intracellular signal transduction. The record is from RefSeq and is a predicted model, not a curated record. The coding region runs from base 1218 to 2057 and encodes 279 amino acids. Gene Ontology annotation, molecular function: GTPase activity; GTP binding.
CAGGGCCGAUCAGCGGAUCUGUCAGCUGCGGAGUCAGUGUUGUUGCACCGCGGAGCAGCGCAGCUCCUGUGAUCCGCGAUCAUGGAGAAGAAUGGAGAAGCGCACGGACUGAGAUCAAUGCAUACACACACGCAGGCUCGGACUGGACGUAGAAAUGCCACGGGCUUGUAAUCUCCCCGCGGAGGAUGGGAUUUUCUGGACAUAACGCAGUGAAGUUACAGGAAUCUUUGUCCCGGACUGAAGAAAAGACGAGUGGGCCUGAAAUCACACAGACGUCGGUUGAAGUUGAGCUACGAGCUGCGCUAGCCGAGUUAGCAUUUAGCUUACUGUGAAAUACCAAGUGUAUAGCUAAUGGUUGAGUCGUGUUUGAGCGGGGAACACACCGCAGUGUGCGGCUGCGUGUACCACGAUAUACCGUGUCGUCAGAGAAUUGCUGCUUUACAUGCAGUUGUUUACGUUAGCAGCAGUGAUUAUAGCUAAACUAGCCAGCUAGCUCUGUGACAGCGCUAGCCUGUUGUUCCCUGCUAGGUAAAGCAGAAAGCUCCUGUGAAACAGGAACAAAAGAGAGGAUAACACAGGGUCGGUGGUUAUUCGUGUACAAGAGGAUAUAUCUCAGCAGAGACAUUUUAUCAUAAACGUUAAUAACCAUUAAUUGCCUCCCAGGUUAUUAUUAAUUCUAUUUUAGACAAUACGCAUGUUUUUCUCUACAAGAGUCCUCCUGUCCGGAUAGAGCUCAAGUUAUACUUAGAUUGUCUCUGCUUGUGACCUUUUAAUAGAUUUUUAAUCUCGUUGAGAUAAAGGAUCUUUUGGCUUUGGUUCUGCUUAUAUAAUUUAUUUAGCUGUCAGACAUCAACACAGUCCUAGUUGUUUUCGUUUGUUUUGUUUUCCCAGUGAGUUUGACCAAACCAACCCAUUUCUCAUCUUAAACUUGAGCAGUAGGAAUGUAGUGUCCGUCAGAACCACACUUCUGGCAUCCACCUUGUUAUUCUGUGGUUUUAGUCUGAAAAUUACCCGCUCGCACACAACUUGGAAGGCCUAACGUAAACAAGCAAAACAAGAACUGGAAAUUGGAGGACCUCCAUUCAGCAAAUGGUGGUACAACAGACAUAAUCUUUGUUUUGGAUCACAUCAGAGGGAUAGCACACAAGGAGGGGUAGAGUAGUCAUCCCUGUUGCUCAUCUCCAGCCUCCUUUUGGGCCUGGUCUCAGAUGUGAGACAUGGGCAGCCAGGGCAGCCCGGUGAAAAGCUACGACUACCUUCUGAAGUUCCUCCUGGUUGGAGACAGCGAUGUUGGAAAAGGCGAGAUCCUGGACAGCCUGCAAGACGGAUCGGCCGAGUCCCCAUAUGCGUAUAGCAGCGGUAUCGACUAUAAAACCACCACCAUUCUCCUGGACGGGAGAAGAGUGAAGCUGGAGCUCUGGGACACCUCAGGACAGGGGAGGUUCUGCACCAUUUUCCGCUCUUAUUCCCGCGGGGCUCAGGGGAUCCUGCUGGUGUAUGACAUUACCAACCGGUGGUCAUUUGAUGGCAUCGACAGGUGGAUCAGAGAGAUUGAUGAGCAUGCACCAGGCGUGCCUCGAAUCCUCGUAGGCAACCGGCUACAUCUGGCCUUCAAACGGCAAGUUCCCACUGAGCAGGCCAGGGCAUAUGCCGAGAAGAACGGCAUGACGUUCUUCGAGGUGAGCCCUCUGUGCAACUUCAACGUCAUUGAGUCCUUCACAGAGCUAUCUCGUAUCGUCCUGAUGAGGCAUGGCAUGGAGAAGUUCUGGAGGCCCAACAGAGUCUUCAGCCUCCAGGACCUCUGCUGCCGAGCCAUUGUGUCAUGCACCCCAGUCCACCUCAUCGACAAGCUCCCGCUGCCUGUUGCCAUUAAGUCCCACCUCAAAUCCUUCUCCAUGGCCAAUGGCAUGAACGCCGUCAUGAUGCAUGGACGCUCUUACUCCCUGGCCAACCCAUCCGGUGGCUCUAAAGGCAACAGCCUGAAGCGCUCCAAGUCCAUCCGUCCACCGCAGAGCCCUCCGCAGAACUGCACCCGCAACAACUGUAAAAUCUCCUAAUUCACAGCUUCCCCGAGGGUCUGUGAAAAAGGCAAUGAAUGAAUGGGAUCAGGAGAUGGACGUUCAGAGUGGUGUUAGUUGGACGGAAAGAGCACAACCCUGAACAUGAAGGGCAGAAGAGCGGCAAUGAUGCAUAAAGGGAUGAAUGAUCGCCAACUCCCACCUUCAUGAGUUGAAGUACUUUCCAGGUAGAGAAGCUGGAAUGAUUCCUCAGGAUAUCAGAGGAGAACGACCACAAACUUACUGGUCUCUGCUGACCUGAUUCUCACUUUAUCCAAAUCACAAAAAGAGAGAAAAGACUCCAGAUCCACUCCCACCUGCUUGAGUGUUAACUUCAUGUACGGAAAUCCCUCACCAACUCUUGUUUAGUUACUGUACAUGAUGCACGCCACUCGCCAUGUCUCUGUAUCACAGACGUCACCUGGAGAUUAACUCCUCACCUUAUUCUUGCACAUUUAUUUCUUGCCUCUGUCUGUCUGGUUAUACUUCCACCUUUUUCUAUCCACGCCUCCGUUCAUUUGCUGUUUUAUUGACCAAUAAGCUAACGAUCCAGACACUAGUAACCAGUUCUUUAUCAGUCCACUACUGAUUGAACCAUAGACUGUUAAUAGAAAUGGACGUAGACUCCAGUUCCAUAGAGUGAAGCCAAUGGUUAAGUGCCUGAAACCUGUAUUCUCUCAAAUGACCAGGAGAGGGAAACAAAGAUGUCAAUUUCUAUAGAAGUCUAAGAUUUCUCACUUAGCUAACUAUAUCAGUAAAGUAGUAGUAGUUUGUAGUCUUCUUCAACACAGCAUGAUGUUUUUUUUGUAAAUUAUGGUCCCAUUUAGAGUCAAAUUGUACCGUCCAAUGGGUGCAGGCCGCAGGUGUUGCUGGGCGCGCAGUGUCCACAAGCUCUCAGUCAGGCUCCACCCCCAACUCCUCUAAAUAUGGUCACCUCUGCUUUCGAAAAACCAAAAUGCCAAACUAGAUGCUUCAAAAUGGCAGCUCACAAACCAAUGACAAAAGUGAAGCCACAUCAUCUUGAUCGCCCCCUGGUGGCAUGCUGCAGCAUAGGCCAUACCUAAACAGACGUCACGAUUGACAGCUCACAAUGACUCAAGAUUAGUCGAGCCUCUUUAUUGGAGGGACCCCAAUACUCCACCCCACGAUCAUUGACUCUGACUCUAAAUGACGUCAAAAGGGCAAAAUGGCAGCGUUUUUAUCCAAGAUAUUUGGCUUCAUUUCUGAAUAGUUGGAGGAAGUGGAGACGCGUCGUCCAUCUUUAUUUACAGUCUAUGGUCUGAAUGCUCACUGUGCUUUGGAGUUUAAAACGUUUUGUGUGAUCUAUAACACUUUCUGAAGUGAAAUCUUGGCGACAAGUUGAGUGACCGCUCCCGUCUGGUGUUGAAGCUGAAGUCGUCAGACAAACGCGACAAUACCUGAAGCAGGUCUCAGGUCCAGAUGUGUGCAUGUGACUUCAGGCUACCUCUACCUGCCAGAGCUUUUGGGUCAGUUUUAAACAAAAGCGUAAGAGUUGAUCGAUUCCACAAACACAACACAUGUAUUUUUAAUGAGUGCAGCAGAUUUUGGGGUUGUGGUUUACACAGUCUACUUUCACAGGGGAUUCACUGAUGCUGGUUGCUGUAGAAACCACUGCAUUUAAAAAAAACUAGUGGCCUAUUUAAUGUCUCUACAUUUUUUAUGAAUUUCAGUUUUAACUUGAUGCCAAUUGAAAAGAAUUCCACAAAGGACGAACAAAACAGAGUAAAGAGGAAAUAUUUCUUUUUCUUGUUGUUGAAGAAUCAUGAAAACACCAAAACCAACACGUGUGUGUGUUAGUUUGUCUCCUAACUUCCCUCCUGAGCUCAGAGCCCUUUGGUUCCGUCUCAAAACUUAAAUCUUUAAAACACCUCACAAACAUAUAGCUAGGCUCGUCUGUCUUGUUUGGAUCCUUUUUGCUUCAGGCCCAUUUUCCCUUUGAGACCAACAUCACUGCUCUUUUUAGGGAGCUGUUUUGAUGUUUUGUUUUUGGCCUGAGAGCUUCUAACAGCUAACAGAUGAGAUGGAGUGGGCACUUUUACAUCUGCGUCACUCAGCUCAGCCGUCUUCCUCUCUCUCUCUCUCUCUCUCUCUCUCUCUCUCUCUCUCUCUCUCUCUCUCUCUCUCUCUCUCUCUCUCUCUCUCGCUCUCUUUCUCUCUCGCUCGCUCUCUCCUGCUAUUUGUGUUUCAAAAAACAUGUACACACACGUACACAAAUACACUCAACUCAUCAGGAUUCUUAUAAAUGAUUGAAUGUGUUGACAGUUAUAUAAUCAGUUUAAUAUUAGGACAUAGUGAACGAGAGCUGAAACUCUUAUUCAAAUAAAUUCAUCAGUCAGUCGAUUGAAAAAUAACUCAACAAUUGUAAUAAUUAAUUAAUUUUAAGGAAAAAUCCAGGACAUUUAGUUGUCUGUGUCUCUGCUCUUUUUCUCUGUUUUAUAAAAUUUAAAACUGAAUCUCAUCAGAUUUUUAAGAAACCGUGAACCUACUUUUUACAGUUUAAUCGUAUAAUCAUGAAAAAAGAAUCAACUGAUCUAUAGAUAAAAUAGCUCUAUUCAGUGGCCCCUCCCCCGACCGUUACUGCGCAGACUCUGGCUCCAAAUGACAUCAUUGGCCCAAGAUGGCAGCGUUUGUACCCAAGAUAGUUUCUGGAUAGUGGGAGGAUGUGGGGACAAGUCGUCCAUCUUUUUUUUUUUACAAUCAGUGGUUUCAGUUCAUACAUCAGUGUGUGGUUGGUUUUUGUUUCCAUGACCGUGACCAUUGGAUCCUCGUUACAUGAAGCGUAGCUAUAAGUAACUGAUCAGAAAUGGUGUUGAUAGCUAAUGAAUCAUUACUAGUCAAAUAUUCUUCAGUUUCAGCUUCUUGAACGAGAGGAUUUUCAACUUUUCUUCUCUUUCGUCUUCCAUGAUCAAACCGCCGCGUGGUGUUGAAAUGAGCUCGAACACGUGCUUUCUUCCGAGUCGUCGGCUUUUGAACCAUCACACUGCUGCGUCUGGAUUUCCCACGAGACCGACUGCUGCACGUCUUUCCCUCUGAUCCGCUCCACUGCCUCCACACGCUGUCCCGUGAUUCAUGGCUGCUGAAUAAUAGAUGCUUUUCAUAGAUCUCUGUAGGCUUUCAUUAGCACCCCACCCCCCACUGCUCCAUCUCUCCUCGCUACUAUUUCAUCCUCCUCAUGGGAAGAUGCUCUGCUCACUCCGGUUUGUUCGUGGUUCUUCUCAGCAUCAGUUUUCUGUAAUUUUCCCGUCCCAACAAUAUUAAGAGCUGGAUCAGGUUCUCAGUUCUAACCUGUGUUUAAUGACCCUGCCCUCAACAGGUCAGGCUCAGUGUCUGUUCAUUUUCAGUGUGUAGUGUUGGUGGACUCUCAAUCUGCUGCUGUGUAUCUCUUGAUUAAAGGAUAAAACAGCCAACACACACAUGUUGUGUUAACAGGUUCUCCCUCACCAGCAUUUUAAGAAAGAUUCUGUUAAAUGAGCCGAGUCGUGCUUGUUGCCAAGAUUUCCCACUCUGACGAACAGGAGAAGCCACUGAUCAUUGUUGCUGCUGCCUCACAGAGCAUGUUAACCAUCAAUGGGUGUGAUGAUGAUGUCGUGUAGUUCAUCCAGUUUCUUUCUCUGUGACAACACAACCUUUGCUUCCACGUCUUCUUUUGCUCUCGUGUGGACUUCCUCAGUGUUGUCAAUCAUAUCUUCUGAUAUAAGCUGAGUUUGCGCCGUUUUGGUUUUUUUUUUAAAUGAUGGAACUGUUUGCAGAGGAUGAUGGGAGAUUGAUUUACCCUCUGGUGGGCAUGUUUGUGUAAAGGAGCACUGUUUUUAUGAUGAUGACAAACACAUGUAAAACACUAUUCUUGUUUUUGGCUAAAGCUGCUGAGUAAUCUGAAGUGUGUGUGUUUGUGUGAGAGAGUGAGAGAGAGACAGUUUCUUCAAACACUAACCUGAACGUUUUUUCCUUUUUUUAAAUUAUUGAUUGUACAGUUUCAAGGCGAUGGUAUGAAGAGACUUUUUCACAAUAAAACUAUUGAAUGUUGGAGUCAAAA